Talaromyces marneffei is the source of this 1821-nucleotide messenger RNA. RefSeq lists its product as uncharacterized. The record is from RefSeq and is a predicted model, not a curated record. Gene Ontology annotation, molecular function: hydrolase activity, hydrolyzing O-glycosyl compounds. Bases 1 to 1821 code for a protein of 606 amino acids. The transcript has a single exon. NCBI's taxonomy places the organism in Eukaryota, Fungi, Ascomycota, Eurotiomycetes, Eurotiales, Trichocomaceae.
AUGCUGAAGUUACUUGCGUUGGUCCUUGCAAUUAGCGAGUCUGCCAUCGGAGCAGUCGUGCACCCACCACGUUGUGAUUCUCAUCCACGUAACUAUAAGGGUACUACGAACAACACCCAUUGCGGCACCGAUUUCCGUACCUGGUGGCAUAAUUCAGGGGAGAUCAACACGCAGACCCCUGUCCAACCAGGGAACGUGCGCCAAUCUCAUAAGUAUUCCGUGCAAGUGAGCCUAGCGGGUGCAAACACAUUUUAUGACUCCUUUGUGUAUGAAUCUAUCCCCCGAAAUGGAAAUGGCCGCAUCUAUGCUCCCACAGAUCUCCCCGGUAGUAACACGCUAGAUCCAGGCGUUGAUGAUGGAAUCUCGAUUGAGCCUGGUAUUGGCCUCAAUAUGGCAUGGUCCCAGUUUGAGUACAGCCAGGAUGUCGAUAUCAAAAUCCUGGCCAUUGAUGGCUCAUCGCUGGGCUCGCCAAGUGAUGUUGUUAUUCGCCCAGUCUCAAUCUCCUAUGCGAUUUCUCAGUCCAGCGAUGGCGGGAUUGUCAUCCGGAUCCCAGCCGAUGCGAAUGGCCGCAAGUUUUCAGUAGAGUUCAAGAAUGAUCUGUACACCUUCCUCUCUGAUGGCAACGAGUACGUCACGUCGGGAGGCACCGCCGUCGGUGUUGAGCCUACCAACGCACUUGUGAUCUUCGCAAGCCCGUUUCUUCCGUCCGGCAUGAUUCCUCAUAUGACAACCUACAACACGCAGACUAUGACGCCGGGACCUAUCAAUAAUGGCGACUGGGGCUCUAAGCCAAUUCUUUAUUUCCCACCAGGUGUAUACUGGAUGAACCAAGAUCAAUCGGGCAACUCGGGGAAAUUAGGGUCUAAUCAUAUGCGUCUGAACUCGAACACUUAUUGGGUCUACUUUGCCCCCGGCGCGUACGUGAAGGGUGCUAUCGAGUAUUUCACCAAGCACAACUUCUAUGCAACCGGCCAUGGUGUCCUAUCGGGUGAAAACUAUGUUUAUCAAGCCAAUGCUGCCGACAACUACGUUGCGGUAAAGAGCGAUACGACCAGCCUCCGGAUGUGGUGGCACAAUAACCUAGGGGGUGGUCAAACAUGGUAUUGUGUUGGGCCUACGGUCAAUGCACCGCCAUUCAACACUAUGGAUUUUAAUGGAAACUCCGACAUCUCAAGUCAAAUUAACGAUUAUAAGCAGGUUGGAGCCUUCUUCUUCCAGACGGAUGGGCCAGAAAUUUAUCCUAAUAGUGUCGUGCACGAUGUCUUCUGGCAUGUCAAUGAUGAUGCACUCAAAAUCUACUAUUCCGGAGCAUCUGUCUCGCGGGCAACGAUCUGGAAAUGUCACAAUGAUCCAAUCAUCCAGAUGGGAUGGACAUCCCGGGAUAUCAGUGGAGUGACAAUCGACACACUGAAUGUUAUCCACACCCGAUACAUCAAGUCAGAAACAGUGGUGCCUUCGGCUAUUAUUGGGGCCUCUCCAUUCUAUGCAAGUGGAAUGAGUCCUGAUUCAAGCAAGUCCAUAUCCCUGACGGUUUCAAACGUUGUUUGCGAGGGUCUUUGCCCGUCCCUAGUCCGAAUCACACCCCUACAGAACUACAAAAAUGUCGUUGUCAAGAAUGUGGCUUUCCCAGACGGGCUACAGACAAAUAGUAUUGGCACGGGAGAAAGCAUUAUUCCAGCCGCAUCUGGUCUAACUAUGGGACUAGAUAUCUCCAACUGGACCAUUGGUGGACAACAAGUGACUAUGCAGAACUUUCAAUCGAAUAGCCUGGGGCAGUUCAACAUUGACGGCAGCUAUUGGGGAGAGUGGCAGAUUAGCUAG